AUGAUUGGUGCGUUGCUUCUUCUUAGCGUAUUAUUCGACAGCAGUUACUGCCUUUCUGAAAAGGGGAGGAUCGCUUUGACAAAGGCUUAUGGAGGGAUCGACAUCGAUAAGCGUCAUGAAAGACUGAAAAACCUCGGACUGAAAGGACUGGGAUCAAACCCUCCAUCUGAAAAGGCGACAACAUCCUCAAAAGCAAAGGCGGGAGAGAAUACCCCAGCGGAUGAGGGUACAAUCGCAGAAGUGAAUCGAAGGGAAGGAGUUGACGAGUACUUGUUCAAUGGCGACAUGAUUCUCACUGAGUUGAAUAAAACAAUCCACCUUUUAGCUGCUACCAAUCAAGCAUACGUUAGAAAGCAGCUCAAAUACCUCAGUGAUCGGACUUGUAUCACUUUUGUGGAGUCUGCCAAUGCGACGAAUCGUAUAAAAGUGUUCGAUGGAGCAGGAUGUUAUUCUUUUGUAGGAAUGAUAGGAGGCGAGCAGCAACUGUCAUUGACUGAUGGGUGCUUUCGUGUUGGUACCGUGGCUCAUGAGUUCAUGCACGCUCUCGGUGCGCUGCACAUGCAAAUGCGACAUGACAGAGACACAUAUAUUAAGGUCGACUUGACGAAUGUGCCGUUUUCAUUACAUAGGCUGCACGCUUCAACUACUGCCAAAAAUACCGAAAGAAUUGCUCCACGAGCAGACACAGUAUUAUAUUUAUACGGUAGCAAAUAG
Molecule: messenger RNA, 714 nt
Organism: Haemonchus placei
Lineage: Eukaryota; Metazoa; Nematoda; Chromadorea; Rhabditida; Trichostrongylidae
Source: the annotation of a GenBank genome assembly